CACAAAACCCAGGUAUUUCUUAGGGAUUCUUUAUCCUCAAUGAUUCAAGUUCAUGGGUCCUUAGAGAAUGAUCUCCGUAAGCUCCGAACUCUUCCCUCCAAGGGAGAUAUCAAUGAGUUUGACAUUCUGGUGAGCGCAAUUGAAAGCUCGCUGGAGGAGCAAAAAACGAAUGCCUCACCAACCGCGUAUUUGAUUGCUUUACUGGCACUCAUUAAAGAAAUCAAUGACUUAAACAGGAGUAUGCGGAUUCAGACGUUCCAAUUACUGGAAGUAAUUGUAAAACACGUGGCUCCUAAUGUUUUACAGGCUAAACUGCCGCACAUCAUGUCGGUUCUUGUUCCUAUCGUGAACAGAGAGGAGUCUAACAAGGCCUUUUUUGUACAUUAUUUGAAUGUCAUUGAACGACUUUUAGUUGCUCAAGACUAUAGUUCUUGGAUCAAGGGUGAUUCUUGCAAAACUGCAAUUUAUAUUCUUCUCUUUUUUGCUUUAUCAACAGCUGAAAAGCCUAGAACUCGCGCAUUGCAAGUUAUUUCCAAGGUUUUGAAAUCACCACCUCCGGGUCCUGUUUUCGAACACCCCGCCAUGAAGUAUGUUACUAGUGAACCAUUACGUUUAUUGGAAGCUCUUUCCGUGGCUAAAAAGUCAAAGACUCCCGCAGAAAUUCAACGCCUUAAUCAUGGCCUUCUCCUUGUUCGCACAAUCUGCUUGUCUGCCCCCUGGCCCUCCGCAUACCUUAUGAAAUUAUGCAACGUUUGCACUCAAAUCAUUGAACAACGCAGUACUCAGUCUAUUCACCUUGUUUUUCAAAUAUAUGAAGGUCUCUGCAAGAAGUUUUCUGAUACUACAAAUUUCGAAGGAUUGCGAUUGGCCCUCACCACUCUUCAAAAACUUCAACCCUCUGAGUAUGAUUCUCAACUUUUGGUCCCAUGGUUGAAGGCCAUGAACAGUGCCGUUGAGUCUCUUAAUGAACUUUCCAAGGCUGAAGCUGUAUCGGACUGUGUCGCUAGAUUCUCUCGCGUCUUCACUUUGCUUGAGUCGGAUUCUGUGGAAGUGCGUUUAGAAGCCGCUACUACAUUAUGCACCAUAAUUAGUUGUUUAGACGGUACAUCAGAAUCUCUUCCCAUUGCAUCCCAAUUAUGUAAUCAUCUAUGUGAUGCUCUAAAAAGUGUUCACUAUCGUUUUGCUUAUCCCGAGUGUUUUCAAAUUAUAUCUCGGUUAUGCGAAACUCUUGGAAAAGCUUCUGAUCCUGUUUUGAUUCCAGCUUUAAAACUUAUCGAUUACAUUCGUGGUGCUGAGACAUUUGACGGGAAGGUUCUAGCAGAUGAGGUAAUUGGUUCUUUUGUCCGCGUCCUUGGACCUGAAACUGUUUUGCGUGUUCUUCCUCUAAACUUGGAAAUGCAGACUGCCAACGCUGUUGGGCGGGCUUGGCUCCUUCCAGUCUUGCGUGACAACACACUAUUUACAAACCUUUCACAUUUUAGUAGCUACUUUAUACCUCUCAGUGGGUCCCUUUAUCAAAAGGUGUUGGAUAUGGAUGAUCUUGACAGCGUUCCUGCAAAGCUAUACCAAACCCUUGUUGAUCAAAUUUGGACAUUGCUACCUGGUUAUUGCUAUCUUCCAGUUGACUUACAGCAAGCCUUCACUAAUGAUUUUGCCGGUAUCCUUGUGAAUGUUUUAUAUGAACAAGUUAGCUUGCGAUCAGUAAUCUGCAAUAGCUUAACCUUAUUGGUUGAAACAAACCAUAAAGUCGCAAACAAUAUUCCUCUUCAGGUUGCCGUUCCUGCACCGUUAGAUGCUCAGGAAGCUUCUCAGAACCUGCAAUAUUUGGGCAGUAUUGCUUCCAACUUUCUCUCUGUUUUAUUGAAUGUUUUUUCCUCUACUUCUUCUCAAUACCGUUACCCUAUUUUAAAAUGUAUUCAAACGUGGCUCUCCAUCUCUCCACCCGAUACCGUUUCUUCUGUUUAUAAAAAGAUUACGGAUCUUCUUCCUAACAGCUUGGACGAAUUAGCUGGCUCUUAUAAAAUUUCGGGUGAUAGUAGUGCUACACCUAUGGCUUAUUCUUUGAUGGACUUGCUUGUUGUUUUAUCCCAAUUUUUGAACCAGGAAUACUGUCCUGCAUUGUUUAAUUAUGUUCAAGAAUUUUUAAAUCACCAGGAUACAGCAAUCCAGAAAAAGGCUUACAAGCUGUUGUCUGCUAUGUUACGUACAGAGUUUGGUAGAGAAUUUGCAGCUCAAAAUAUGGUUAAGGUCUUUGAGUUACUUUUUAGUGUCUCUAAUCGGGUCGUUUCAUCCACCCGUAAGGAUCGCUUGGUUAGUUUAACAGAGCUCUUCAAGAUUCAAUCUGAUGAGCUUAACAGCGUUAUUCCCAGGGUAUUACCGGAAGCAAUCAUUGCAACCAGGGAAGUUAACGAAAGGGCUCGUUCUGCUGCCUUCCAACUUCUGAUGACUAUCGCUGCCUCUGCGGUAGAAUCCAACCUUUUUGGGGAAUCUACACCUGUAAGAGUGGAGAAGUUCCUUUCAGUCAUUAGUGCUGGUUUAGCAGGUUCAUCCACCCACAUGAUUAGUGCUGCUAUUAUUGCAAUUUCAAGUGUGGUGCUUGAAUACAAAUCCUAUAUCACUCAACAAUUUUUGCUUGAGUUGAUGAAUACUAUGAACUUAUUCAUGAAAUCUGCAAAUAGAGAAAUUGCAAAGGCAGCUAUUGACUUUACAAAGAUUGCUAGCUCUACUUUGCCUCCAGAUUUUGUUAAGCCACUUCUUCCUGAGCUCAUCCCCAAUCUAUUAGCAUGGUCUCAUGAGAGCAAAGGUCAUUUUCGUGCCAAGGUUAAGCAUAUAUUGGAAAAAAUGGUUCGAAAAUUUGGAGUUGCAGCCGUAGAACCAUAUGUCCCAAUUAAUGACAAGAAGCUUAUCUCAAAUAUACGGAAGACACAAGAGCGAAACCUCCGUAAACGCGGCCAGAAACGCGAAGAGAAGCCUGUAGCAGCCGUGCCUCGUAAGAGUUUUGCUUCCGCUUAUGAGCAAGCCGUUUACGAUACGGAAAGUGAAGAUGAGGAAGAAGAUAUGGACGAAUCUAUGGAAGAUACCAAUAAUGCUAGAAUGGAGAAAUCGUAUGUUAAAGAAGAUGAUGAAGAUGAACCUUUGGAUUUGUUGGAUAUGGAAGCCAUCUCCAAGAUUUCGUCUACUGAUCCCUCAAAACAGACGAAUCGCAAGCCAGCGGCUCCUAGCUCUUCAUUUAAGUCGAAUGAGGAAGGCCUUUUGUUGUUUGAUGAGUCUGAACCAGAAUCUGAUGGAAAUGAAGGAUUAAUUGGUGCAAAAGAGCAUGCUGAAGUUAAUCGGCAAUACAUGGAAGCAGUUUCUGGCGAAGCAAGCUUCCAACGAGGAUUAAAUAAUAAGUUGAAGUUUAGCAAUAAGCGUGUACGUGAUGACUUUGACGAGGAUAUGGAAGAGGCUGAUGGCACGAGUUCUUCUAAGAAAUCACAGCAAGCUAGAAAGACAUUCUCGAAAAACCGAAGCAAGAAACAGAAAAAACCAAAAGGUUAUUAAAUAGCUGAUGCUUACAGUCUAUUUUCUAUUGUGUCCUAUUCCGUUGGUCUUUGUCUUUAGAUUACCAUUGGCUUAUUUUGUUUAUUCAUACGCUGGGUACAUUUCGGUUGGGUUUAAUAUGGUUUUUUGGAAAUUUGAAAAGGGAAACAAUUCUAAUUGAAAUCUAAUAGAAAAAAGGUUCUAAAAACAGAACCGUGGUCCUGAUUUUAUUUUUUGUGUACGACUUUUAUGUAAUAGUGAAAAGAAUUGUAAGUCUUAAUGUUGUCCGUGUGCCAUCAAUACAACAACAGUAGAUCG
Schizosaccharomyces cryophilus OY26 is the source of this 3837-nucleotide messenger RNA. Its product is annotated as ribosome biogenesis protein Rrp12. The coding region runs from base 40 to 3540 and encodes 1166 amino acids. The record is from RefSeq and is a predicted model, not a curated record. The transcript has a single exon. Lineage: Eukaryota; Fungi; Ascomycota; Schizosaccharomycetes; Schizosaccharomycetales; Schizosaccharomycetaceae.